AUCUUAUCAUUUUUAUUAACUUUCAUAAAAGAAAUAUGAAAAUACUUCUUUUGAUAGUCAUGAUCACAGUAUUUGUAAGCUGUGACUAUUCUGAAGAGCUAGCAGUAGACAUGCUCUAUGCUUCAGCACUUUCAUAUUGUCCGACAGAGAGAGUUUUAGCAGGGAAUUGUAAAGCAGCAGGAGAUGCAACAGAGAAAGCAGGGAUUCUUCCCUUUUUCUCACUUGAUAACCAGGAUUCGAAGAAUCCAAUCUAUAUGACUUUAAUGAAAAGAGAAUCUCAGAAACAGAUUAUUGUGGGAUUUUCUGGCACUAAAGGAGCUGAGGAACUCAUUGAUGAGAUUGCACAAAUUGUACCUAAAGAAUAUGAUAUCCAUCCGGAUAAAGGUGUUAAAGUAUUUGCUUUCUUUUAUGAGCAUUAUAAAAACCAAUUCAGAAGUUCUUUCUUAGAGCAGAUGACUGAUAUUUUAUCAAAAGAAGAGAAUACAGGAUAUGAUGUUAUCUUUACAGGACACUCUCUUGGAGGAUCUCUUACAAUGCAUGCAGCCGCAGAUGCAAUUCUAAACGGAAUCUUAAAUAAUACUGAUGUUUACAUCUACACUUUUGGUCAACCAAGAGUUGGAAAUAUUCAAUUUAUUGAAGAAUUCUUUCCAAACGUAAAAGAAUGCUAUAGAGUUAUCCACAAUAAUGAUAUUGUUCCUCAUCUCCCACCCUGUAUCAACGAGCUAGGUCACGGCUGUGUCAAGCAUGGAUUUUUACUCCCUGCUUUCCCAUAUCAUGCUGCUACAGAAGUUCUAUAUGAAAAAGAUUUUGAGAGCUACAAAGUAUGUAGCUCCACAGAAGGAGAAGAUAAACACUGCUCUCUUUCCAAAAUCGGCAAAAGCAUUCUUGACCAUCUCACAUAUUUCGGAGUCGAGGUAGGCCAAUUCUACAGACACGACUCUGAAGUCCCCAAAAGUAUCUCCACUACGCUACUAAUCUAAACCUCCAUCAUUCCUAAAAAGUUCCAUCCUAUUCCAAUCCUACACAAAAAAUCUUUCAUGCUUUCCAAUUACCCUCACUCCAGUCAGAACCUAAGCCGACUAUUCUUCUUUUGGUUAUGCCCACACAGAGAUUUUGUACUACGAACUUGGCCAAAAGUAGGGGCUAAGUUG
Molecule: messenger RNA, 1151 nt
Organism: Moneuplotes crassus
Lineage: Eukaryota; Ciliophora; Spirotrichea; Euplotida; Euplotidae
Source: the annotation of a GenBank genome assembly